AUGCAAAGGAGCGCGUGCGGCUGGAGGGCUGGCCGUCUCCACAACAAUGCGCCCGCGGCCGGCGGGCGGGCGGGCGCGGCCGGGGGUCGCGAGCGGGGCCGGGCGGCGGGCGGCGCGGGGCUUACCUUGACUCGGCCUCGAGGCGCGCGCGGGGCCGGCGUGCUCGGGGGCCGGGCGGCGGCGGCGGCGGGCGGAUGGCGGCGGCACGGCGCUGGCGGCGGCGAGGGCGCGCCCGGGGCCUCGGCGGGCUCCGGCUCGCGCCGCGGCCGCGGCUGCUGCCGGGGGGCGCGGCGGGCGCAGCACAGCGGCGGGCGGCGGCGGCGCGAGCGGCUCCCUCCAGUCCCCGCGCGGGCGGCGGCGGCGGCGGCGGCGGCGUCGAGCGGUGCAGACAAAGGAGGGGCGGAGGGAGGAGACGGAGGGUGUGGGAGAGGCGGCUUCACCGGCGCGGGCGGCGGCGGCGGCCGCGCUGCUCUCGCUCCUCAGCAGCGGGGACCGAGAGAGGGAGCUGUGUCUGAGGAGACGCCAAAAUCCCCCUUAGCGCUGCCCGCGGGAGGGGGAGGGGGCACAAGAUGGCGGCGGCCGGGGGGGCGGGAGUUCAGCUCAUGGAUCCCGGCGGGCGGCGGAGGGGAGACCGGGCCGGCGGAGGCGGCGGCGGCAACGGGCGGGGGAGGGGGCUGA
Molecule: messenger RNA, 678 nt
Organism: Diceros bicornis minor
Lineage: Eukaryota; Metazoa; Chordata; Mammalia; Perissodactyla; Rhinocerotidae
Exons: 1
Coding region: 1-678 (225 amino acids)
Source: RefSeq, a predicted model, not a curated record